AUGAAUGGAGCUGUAGAAGCCGCCAACAAGAACAUCAAGAAGAUUUUGAGGAAAAUGAUUGACAAUUAUCGAGCAAUUAUACCCGCCGAAGUUGAGAUACCUUCAUUGAGAAUCAUCCAAGAAGCUGAAUUAAGUGAUGUUGAUUUGGUUCGCAAGCGGAUUGAUCAGUUAACAUUGAUUGAUGAGAAGAGAAAGGUUGCGGUUUGUCAUGGUCAAUUGUAUCGACAGAGGAUGAUACGUACUUUACACAAGAAAGUAAGAGCCAGGAUAUUAGAAAUUGGUCAGUUGGUUCGCAAAGUGUUAUCUGGAGGUGCCUUGGUCCUGUCGGAGAUGGACGACACCAAAUGGCCAAAACCGAUCAACUCAGAUGUUGUCAAAAGAUACUAUGUGUGA
Molecule: messenger RNA, 393 nt
Organism: Solanum tuberosum (potato)
Lineage: Eukaryota; Viridiplantae; Streptophyta; Magnoliopsida; Solanales; Solanaceae
Exons: 2
Coding region: 1-393 (130 amino acids)
Source: RefSeq, a predicted model, not a curated record